CUAAACGGUUUAUUUCGUGUGAGUUUUAACGCUGGGCGUAUAUCAUCCAAAAAACUAACAACGCCCAAGUCUGUCCAAUCCAAACCUUUCAACCUGCGCAUGCGCAGACUAGUACACGCGGCAACAAGGGGAAAAUAACCAAUUUUGCACACGACACACUCGGGUUUUUACCAGUUUUUGCAGAAGGCACGAAUAUCGGGAAUAUGAGAUUUUUUUUGUGUUCGGAACAGCUUGGCUGGCAUUCAAAUUUAAAUAAGAAGACAUAUUUAACAUGGAACUACCGAUUUGUUAUUGGACUUGUUGCACUUACAUUUGCCUUGGCAUCACAUGAAGAUUCUGAAACUAAACAAACAACGUUAUCAAACCUAACACAAACUUCAAAACCAAAUCUGAUUAUUACCAGUUGUACUGCAGAUGGCUGUAUAUUUCAAGUCAACACAACACAAGUGCUUGCCGAUGAGUUCAUAAAAUACACAGAGAUUGUGUUUAAAAGAUAUUCAAUGCCAGGUUUCUCUUAUAUAAACAUUGAUGGUUUAAAUCACUUACUAAUUGACUUGGGGGUUGAGGAAACAACUUCAGAUGAUCAUGAUCAUGAUCACGACGAUCACGAUGAUCAUGACGAGUAUGCUAUACCAGAAUAUUAUUCUUAUGAUGAAAAUAAUAUUGACUAUGAUAAUAUUGAAAAACCAAAGUGUCGCAAGGCCAUUGAUAUUCUGUCGGAAUAUUAUCCUUAUGUAAAUGCGUAUGAUGUACGUAUUGGGCUGGAUGAUUUUAUAACAAUACUACCUAAUGUGGUGGAUAGUGUUUAUGAAUGUCGCAACUUGUCACUUUCAAAGCAAGGUGCUGACAAACACGAGCAUUCGAGUCAACAUAGCACAGAAAAUAGGGGAAAAGUGUGGGGAAUCGCAAUUCUUUCAGUGACUGUGAUCAGUGUUUUAAGUGUGAUUGGAAUUCUAAUCGUGCCAUUGAUGCGUCACAAUGACCAUUUCAAUCGACUCAUCUCUUUUCUUGUUGCUCUCGCGGUUGGAACAUUGACAGGAGAUGCUUUACUUCAUUUACUGCCACAUGCAAUGGGUGAACAUAAUCACACAAGUGCAGAUCAUGCUCAUGACCACGGGAAUGAAGACAAAAACAAAGAAAAGGAAAAACUCAUGAAAAGUUUGGUGGCUGUGGUUGGAAUGUAUAUGUUCUUUGUUAUGGAGAGCUUAAUGGGGAUUGCAAGACAGCGUAAAAAUAUGAAGAAAAUGAAAAAUGAGAUUCCAAACCCAAUUAAAGUUUCCCCGACAGAUUCUUCAGUUGGUUCUCCAAUUAAAAGUGAUGUUUCAUUUUCUACACGUAUGGAGUGUACAGAUUCAUUACUUAUACCAGAAACUGAUUUACGUACUAAUAAGGAUGGAAGUAUUAUUACAUGUCUCACGAAUAAUCAUUUUCCAGGUACUUGUUCAAAUGAACCAAAUAACGCAUCAAAAUCCGCGGCUGGUGAUUGUCCUGAAAUAAAAAUAGCUAAUGGACACAGAAACGGUGACCACACCCACGGACACACCCAUCAUAACCAUGAAGAUCUUCUUAAAAGCGAGGGAGUAAAAGACUUGGCGUGGAUGAUAAUUAUGGGGGAUGGUCUUCAUAAUUUUAGUGAUGGAUUAGCCAUAGGUGCUGCAUUCAGCAGUAGUAUUGCUGCAGGGUUAGGAACUUCGCUUGCAGUAUUUUGCCAUGAACUUCCACAUGAACUCGGAGACUUUGCAAUUUUAAUUAAAGCUGGGAUGAGCAUAAAGAAGGCCAUUCUGUAUAAUGGGUUGUGUGCAUGUAUGGCAUUCAUUGGAGCUAUAUUAGGUUUGGUUGUGGGAGAAUACACAACUUCCGUUAAAUUGUGGUUGCUUGCUAUAACUGCUGGUGGCUUCCUUUACAUAGCACUUGUUGACAUGCUUCCGACAAUGAAAGAAUCAACACUAGAAGGUGAUUCUACAGUUCGUUUCAUUUUACAAAACAUUGGAUUUAUGUUCGGUGUUUUCUUUAUGCUGCUCAUUGCAAUGUAUGAGGAAAACUUUGCAAAUAUUUUUUAAGUGCCGCAUGUGUGCUGUGAACUAUGACAGGCUGUUUAAUUCUAAUUGAAUUUCAUGACAAAUUAUCACAGCUGUGUCAUAUGACCAAUGCAGUUAAAAUCUCAGUCAAAUGCACAAAAAACAUUAUUUAUGAUGAAGUACUAAUGACCAAAAAUAUUGUAUGUGUAAACAUGCUGGAAUGUUCACUGCAUUUAUUUGCUUUACUGCAGUUUUGGUGUGGUAGUGUGACUCGUAAAAAACAUUUUUAUUUAUUUCACUGAUAAGUGUAUGCAGUUUUAAAUUGCUAACUUAUAUUGUAUUUCUCAGAAAUUUAAUGUUCCCUAAUACAAAUGAUAUUGAUCAUCUCAUUUUAUGUUUCUGAUUCACACUGUUAUGUUACAACAAAACUUUUUCAGUAGUUUUGGUUAAAGCCUUUGUGGUUCCGUGUUCGUUUGUUAAAUAUAGUAAGCAAUAUUGUAAAAA
Messenger RNA from Ciona intestinalis (vase tunicate), 2522 nucleotides. Lineage: Eukaryota; Metazoa; Chordata; Ascidiacea; Phlebobranchia; Cionidae. The record is from RefSeq and is a predicted model, not a curated record.